Molecule: messenger RNA, 17256 nt
Organism: Eriocheir sinensis (Chinese mitten crab)
Lineage: Eukaryota; Metazoa; Arthropoda; Malacostraca; Decapoda; Varunidae
Gene: CenB1A
Product: arf-GAP with coiled-coil, ANK repeat and PH domain-containing protein 2-like
Exons: 20
Coding region: 380-2917 (845 amino acids)
Cellular component (GO): cytoplasm
Molecular function (GO): protein binding; GTPase activator activity
Source: RefSeq, a predicted model, not a curated record
CAAAUUUCAUGUGUACCGCUAAUAAGUAAGCUAAUAAGACUUCCAGUUACAUGUAGGCGACCCGCCUCCCUGUGACGUAACAAUAAAUGAAACAAUCCCUCGGCAACGUGGGUUCGGGCGAGGCGUUCACCGCCGCGUACUACCCAACCCUGCCGCCCGCCCCGCUGCCUCCCCGUGCCGCUGCUCCUUUGUCCGCGGGUCUGUGUUUUGUCAACAAGGGUUCACGGGGAAGUCGCUGAUGUCAGAGACGGCUGACAGCAGGGUGUGAGGGCCGUGGGAUGUGUUGGUGCCGCAGCCGUGUCUGAGAGCUUCGCCGCCGCCCGCCGCGCCUCGCCACACACCGGGCCGCCGCAGGACGCCCCCACACGAGCCAGUCAAGAUGAAGGCUAUCAUAGACAACAUAGAGUGUCAGCGAGACUCCCCAAAAUUUAGGCAAGUCUUAGAAGAAAAUGAAAAGGAUUUGGAUAUUUUGGAAAACAAACUGGAAAAGGUUGUAAAGCAGUGCAAUCAAAUGGUUGCAGCCGGGAAGCAGUAUAAUCAUGAGCAAGAACUGUUGAUUCAUACCCUGUGGGAUUGUGCCGGAUAUUUUAGUGAUGAUUCAUGUGUGCAGUCAUCAAUGAACCGCAUGCUAUCAGCUCUUGGUGAAGCAGCCAAGUAUCAGGUAAUACUUGUUGACCAGGCUGCAAGAGCUGUGACCAAAAACCUUGCAAGCUUCAUUAAAAAUGAGCUGCAGAAAGUGAAGGACUUAAGGCACUACUUUGAGAAGGUGAGCGGGGAAAUGGACAGUGUGUUGCACCGUGCGUCAGGCGUGUCUCGCUCUCGCACACAGGAUAUACAUGACAUAAACAACCUUGUCAUUGCCACACGUAGAGCCUUCCGACACACUGCCGUUGACUAUGUUCAUGCCAUGUCCAUUGCCCAGGGGAAGAAGCGGCAUGAGGUAGUUGGUGCUUUGCUGUCGUACCUGAAUGCUUACAGCACCUUCUACCACCAAGGAACUGAUCUAUUUAAAGACCUGAAGCCUUCCCUGGAGAAGAUUAGUCAGGAGGUCAGUAUAAUUAGACAAGAAGUGAUGGAAUUGGACAAGAACAUGGAAAACCGGCACACAGAUGUCACAGACAAAGAUUUGGUGCUGUCUUUGGAUCAGCUGGAUACCUCUCAGCCUGUCACAAUGUUUGGUUACCUAUUUAAAAGAACAACUAAUGCCUUCAAGUCUUGGAAUCGCAGAUACUUCACACUCCAGAAUCACCAGCUUGUGUAUCGCAAACGCUCAGGUAUUCGAAAGUCUAUCAGAAACUCAGGAGGAAGUAAUCUUCUCAAUAGUGGUUUGACAAGAUCAAAUGAAGCAGGUGAGGAAGUGACAGUGAUGGAAGAGGAUUUGCGCCUGUGCACUGUUAAGCCAGCUGUUGAGGUGGAUCGCAGGUUUUGUUUUGAAGUUGUUUCUCCUAUGAAAUGCCACAUGCUUCAGGCUGAGAGUGAGGAAAGUUACAACUCAUGGAUAAGUGCCUUACAGCGAGGUAUUGGUCAAGCUCUGCAGUCAGGCUCUCGUGAAAACAGCUACACAAAUAUGAAUGAGAAUUACAAUUCUUCUCCAAAUCUUCAAAAGGGACCAGCAGCACCUCUUACCCCAGGAGACUCCUCCAACAACCCUUCUCCAGUUACUACACCACAAGCCGCUUCAGGACACAAGGCUCACUUGUGGCAAGAGUUAAUGAGUAUUCCAGGAAAUGACAGAUGUUGUGAUUGUGGUGCCAGCAGUCCACGAUGGGCCUCAAUAAAUUUAGGAAUUACAUUGUGCAUUGAGUGCUCUGGGAUUCACCGAAGCUUAGGAGUGCAUUAUUCUAAGGUGCGCUCGUUGACAUUGGAUGCCUGGGAGCCUGAGAUGGUGAAAGUGAUGCAUGACCUUGGGAACUCUGUCAUCAACAGCAUUUAUCUGGGUACAUAUGUAGAUGGGGAGACCUCAGGACCUCCUAUGGCUAAACCUGACAGCCAAAGGUCUGUUAGAGAAGAGUGGGUCAAGGUUAAAUAUGUUGAGCAACGGUUUGUGAAACCUUUGCCAAAGGUACCGAAUGAAGCCCUUUGUUCUACACCCGAUUCUCAAGAGAAUUUCCAACCUGCAAGGAGCUGGGGUAUUCCACGUAGGCGACUGCGCUCACGGAUGAAAAGGGCAUCAGUGUCAGAUAGUGGCAGUCAAGAUGCAUCACUCAGUAGUUUAGGAAACACCCAGGAUCAAGAGGUAUCUCACUCGGAAGCAACUAAUGUGUCCCAUGAGGCUGCCUCGUCUUUGGCAGAUGUACUGUUGUUGGACAUUGACCUCCCCUGCUCCACUAGAGGCUCACAAGAGUCCUUAGGAGCAAGUGAUGACAACUCAACUGAAGAUGAAAAUCCAACAAUUACAGAGGAACCACUAUCAAACUUAACUCCAAACUUGAUUCUGUAUCGUGCAAGUGAAGCUCACAACUUGGCUAUGAUAAGCCACAGCUUUGCACUGGGAGCUAACAAGAACUGGCAUAAUCCAGAUGACAAUGGGCAGACUCCACUUCACCAGGCAAUAGCUAGUAAUUCCAUAAGGACUGUACAACAUCUUUUGAUCAAUGGAGCAAAAAUCAAUGAGCAAGACAGCAGUGGACGAACACCUCUACAUCUUGCUGCACUCAAGUCAAACAUUGGACAGGUGUGCCUAUUGCUGAAGCACAGAGUGGACCUAAAUAUAGAAGAUAAUGACGGGCAGAAAGCCAUUGAUCUGGCUGUUAGAAGCAAUGAGCCAGAUGUAGUAACUCUUCUGAGGGUGGCCAGUCUGAGUGAGGACAUUGACUGUGAUGGAGAGAACAACAGCAUGCUCACAGACUUCCUGAGGGACUUCCAGGAGAAGAUGGUUAAGCAGGUUCAAAACAGGUCUCUACAAAAUGAUGAAUGAUUUAAUGAAUCAGUAUUACUUUAGCAAUUAUGGAUGCUUGUACAUGUGUCUCAGAAUUCAUAGAAAUAUGUAUAAGCAUCACUGUCAGUUGGAUUUUAGUAACACCUCUCGGUAUGCAUGCAAGUAUUUGUCUUGAUUAUUCCUAAUGUGCUGGAUGUAAAAUUUUGAAGUAUGAUUCCUACAGAUUAUUUUUCCUCUUCUGUCAGGAAUCAAACAUUCAGUUAUAUUUACUAUCUGGUAAUUCUCAUACUCAAAGAAGGUUGCAAUUAGUCACUUGAAGAUUAUUUUGUUUGGUUACCUGUUUAUGUUUGUUUCCUGAUUUGAAAAUUUAUUUGAUUUUUUUUAUGUGUGUGUGUGUGUGUGUGUGUGUGUGUGUACUUAAAUCUGCACAUGUACAUAUGCUUGUGUGCGUGUAUACUAUUACAACAGACCAUUUAUUUUCUCUAGCAGAAAUGAGUGACAAAUUUGGUGACCAUAAAGGAAAAAAAUUUUAGAAGCCUUUGAAAUCGAAGUGAGUAACCUUUACUUAGAUGAAGUCUGGUGAUUGUGAUGCAAAUCUAUGUACUUUAAACUUCAGUCAGUAACUGAAGCACUGAAUUAAAUGCAACCAUUUUUAUUGCACCUAGAUGAUAUUGAACUUUGAAAUACAGUUCAUCCAAGUCUAACGCGGAUUUAUGAGUCCCCACCACCACCGCAUUAGAAAAAUUUCACAUUACAGGGACUAGUGAACCUUUGUUUUCUUUCUCCCCUUACCCAAAGUCCUUUCUUUCCCCCCUUACCCCUAAAUACCCUUGUGUAGGGAAAUAAAAGAAAUAGAAAUACACACUGGUGGCAUUUAUGAAGUUGAAAAAACACAAAGUAAGCAUUGUGGAAGUUGAAAUAAAAAUAUUUGUCUUAAGAGAGGAGAAAUGCAUGCACACGAAGCCUGAGAGAGUUGUGGAGGGGAGAAACUGGAUUAAAAACCUUCGAAGUUCAGUGAACUCACAGCCCCUCUCACAUCCUCAUCAAUGUUCUCCAUCACCUCCUCCUCUUGCUGCUGUAGGAUGUCUUCCUUUUGAUGUGAAGCUGCUGCUUGCCUGGUAAAGUAGCAGGUGAUUAGUGCCUGUCUGCCUUGGUUAAGUUUGUCUGAAUGCAUACAAUUGUAGAUUGUUACUGCUUCUACCAGCUGCCUCAUCACAUCAGUUCCUCAUUGGGAAGGGUCUGCAUCUGUGAUUGACUCCUUCAUGCACUUCAUGUGACUCAGGAUAUGACUGAAGUGUGUUGUGGGUUAAUCAGGUCUUGUCCUCCUCUCCUCCUCCUGAUGUUCUUGUUCUUCUUCCUCCCUGUGUCACUGAUUGACUUGUUCCAAAAUGGUGUUAACAGAAAUAUUGUCUGUGGCUUCAGCAACCUCAAUCACCUCCUCCACUGCCACGUCACUACAUCCAGGCAGGGCUCGGGCAGCAAUAGAAGCGGCCAGGUGAAUCUUGUAGACACGGUCCUCCCGUUCCUUAUAUAAAUCAGGUGCAAGACGCCUCCAUGAGUGGUUGAUUGUGUCAAUGCUUACUUCAUCUCAAGCAGCCAGGAGUUUGUUUACUGUGUGCCUGAUGUUGUGCAACCUCCAAAACCUGGCAACAGACACAACUGCCUCGGAAACUACUUCAGGCUGGGCAGGGUUGAUGGAGGUGGUGGUAGUGGGGGGUGAGGUGGCGGUGACAGCUAUAUCGUCUCCUUCACUCUCCUCUGAGAUGCCACCCUUCUCCUCCAAACAUUUCACCUCUUCCUCUGUAUCUAGCCUGCAGAAGUUGUUGAUAACAGCAGCACUGGUAAAACAUUUUGAUAUAGCAAAUUACCUCUUGGUCCAGUGGCUGUAGGAGUGAGGUGGUGUUUAGGGAGAGAAAUUCCAUCUUAACACACUUGUGCCUCCCAGUGAGGAACUGAGGGUGUGAUGGUGCGUUGUCUAGGAGCAGCAGCACUUUGAAGGUGAGGCCGAGUCUCCUGCAAUGACGCUGAGCAUCAAGUAUGAAGCAGGUGUCAAACUAGUCGAUUACAAUAUGACUGGUCAUCCAAGCCUCCAGUGCCAUCCACCAGUAAACACCAGUGCUGUCCAUGUCUUUCACGUGGUGGAAAGCUUGCAAUUUGGCUGCCUGGUGGACCAACAGGGGCUUCAUCUUGCAGGUUCCAUCAAGAUUGCAGCAGAAUAACGCCGUGAACCUGCUCUUGUCUUGCUUCCUGCCUCUUACCUGUGCCAUCACCCUGGAUACAUAGGUUGAUUUAGGCAUCAAUAUUCAUUGUAUGCCUGUCUCAUCCAUGUUGAAAAUUUGCUCAGGAGUGAGAUUACCCUCCUCAACAGCCUCCCUAAAUAUGUCAGGGUAUUUCUCAGCCUCCACUUCAUCGGCAGUUGCCUGUUUCCCUGUGAACCUGAUGUUCUUAAAUUGCUUCCUCCUUUCAAAAGAUGACAGCCAGCCAAUUGAUGUAGUGAAUUUCAUCUGUCAGGUUGAAGGGUACUUCUCAGAUGUGACUUUGAAGAAUUUCAUUGCCUGCUGCCGAAUUGCCAUGGUUGACAAAGCUACUUUAUUCCUCUCUUUUCUCCGGAUAUAUUCUUCUAGCAACUGUUCCAUAACAAUGAAAGCCUUGGUAGUGAUCAGUGACCACGUUUCCACCUUGGAGGAACCAAAUGCCUUGAGACAAGCAAGGAUUUCUUUACGCUGGGAGUAGAUAGUGCAUAUUGUAGACUUGUUCAGGGAUUAGGCAAAUGCAGACUUCUUAUCUCCUGCUAUGAUCCUCUUUAUCACAACUCUCUUCUGUAGCAGAGCCAAAUGGAAUCUCUUAUUCGUGGGCUUAACUCCACUGGGCCCAGGUAGAGGGGAGUCACCCGUGGUGGAGAGCGGUCACAGAAAAUAGCUUGGGGUGCCACACAAGAGUUGGGGUUCUGAUUGGUUAUUGGCUGAGGGAGUAAGACUUCAAAUGUGAUUGGUGUUCAGCCUGAUGAUGUUGCAUUACCAGAGAUCUCAAACAUAAGUUAGCUGUGCACUGCAUGCCCAGUUCCAGAAAUUCUCGUUACAAAUUUUUUUCUGCGAUCGUUAGAAUUCUCUUGCGUGAGUUAAUACCACGUUAGAUGAACUUCGUGAUACAAUAAACUGCGUAAGACGAGGAUACGCUGUACAGCAAUAGUUUCCAUAACAUCUAUGAAAUUUGAUAAUGAAUUCUAAAGCAUCAUCUAAGUUUGUGGAAGUCAUGUCACACCUUCAUUAUAGUUGCAGCACACGAGUCUGAGGUGUGUAUUGUCAUGCUCUGGCAACAUGCUGUCACACAGCAUGCCCGAAUUUGUGGAUGUAUAUGCUAGCCUAUACAUAGGGAACAGCUGUCAGUAUCAAUACUGUGUAGGCAGCAAUGAUUAAUACCAUCAGUUAUAGUUGCUUUUGAGUUGCAGAUUAUCAAUACUGAUGCCGACAGCAGUUUUAUUCAUUUAUAAGGUUGCCGAUUAUAAUUGUUAAUAGCACUGGCGCUGCCCUCUGCCAAGAAUAGUAGACGACUUUAAUAAUACAUAAUACUUAUUAUUAAUUAUUACUAUUAUUAAUUAUUAUUAUUAUUAUUAUUAUUAUUAUUAUUAUUAUUAUUAUUAUUAUUACCAUCAUCAUCAUCAUGUAUUGUUAAAGCCUUCUAGUUCUCAGUUGAAGGCAGUGCCAGGACUGUUUAGUUAUUAUAAUCAGCGACCAUAUAGAUUAACAAAACAGGUGUCCGUGACAGUAUUAAUAAAUUGAAACUCAAAAUUGACUUUGAUUGAUGGUAUUCAUCAUUGUUAUGUACAUAGUAUUGAUACUGACAGCUAUUCAUGUGUAGGCUAUCAUAAAGUGUUCAUGAAUUCAGAGAAGUUGUGUGACAUCCGACAUGAUAAUACACACCUUAGACUGGUGCGCCAUGACUUAAGUUCAUUCUCUAUUUUUCUUACAUUAACAAAUGUAAUAUUAUAAGUGAAGCUUAUAUCUAACUACAUAAUCAGAAAUAUGAAAAAGUGAAAGAUUCAAGGUCUAUCCUAAAUGGUGUUACAGUCAAGACUAAGAUAAAGUAACUUGAUUGUUUUUUGUUGCCAGAUGAUAGUUGUUCGUUAAAUUGGUUGGGUUUUGCAAUGUGCUGUGCCUUAUCUCUUAAAAACAGAUCAAGUAAAAUUAUAAAUUAUGACUCAUAAUUCCAUGAAACUUAAAUAUUGUUUAACACAAAUGAUCAAGAGCAACCCAAAAUUUGUAUACUGAUCUUAUUUAAUCGUUUACUCUCAGCAAAAGUAAAGAAUAAUGUGGUCCAUUGUCCAUCACAAUUGCUGCUUAGUAAGCAAGGUAUGUAUCGUAAUAUACUGCUGAAAUACCAUAAUAGAGUACCCAAACAGUUUCAAGUUCUUGAGGAUAAAGUAUAAUAUUCAGUUUGAAUCCUUUAGUAAUUUUUUUACCACUCAGUAUGCUAAUUGUUACAAGCAUUACAGUUAUUAUAUUGAUGAACUGACAAGAUUCCUAGUACUGUGUUGUAAACUGAGAAGACUUGGCUCUAUGUUGUCAUUAUCUUCCAAAAUCUACAGUAGGAUCUUGCAAAUAAUGUCUAAUUGGUGCCUGAAAGAUGCCAAUAUUGGUGAAAAUACUAUUUACAAGAUAUUGAAAUACAUAAAAAGGUUUGAUUUUAGUGCCACCCCGGAACUCUCACCCACUUUUCAUUUGAAGCCCUCCUAUCACUACAUUUCUUUUAGCCGAGAUGAUAAGAAUCCUAGACGAGUCAACAUGAGAAAUAUUCAAUUCACUUUAAAGGAAUUACUGGGAUGUAUGGUGUGAUGGUUCUUUAGAGGCAUACACUUGGAGAAUUCUGCAGUGUACCACUUGCCCCAUUCACAUGCUGGCCCCUCAUGCCUGCCUCACCCACUUCUAUCAGCACAUCAUCAAAUCUGUCAAAGCCUACCCUCACAAUUAUUGGUAGGCAAAACUACCACACAACAGUACACACACUAUUUCAAACCACAGAGCACAAGAAUUUCUGAGCUAGUGAGUGACCUGGCUGUGACCAAAUAUAAAGAGAUAAUAAUGCAUACAGCAAGUGUUGUCUGUGAUUGCCAACCCACAUAAACACAGCAUUGCAGUAAUGGUCAUUAUCAUAAAAUAAUGUUCAGGAGUUCUCACAUUCUGUGGAUUUAAGUGAUGUGCAUACUUUUUUCUGAUAUUUUUGUAUCUAUAGCCAAAGGUGUAAAGUUGUAUGGGUUAGCUUGGACCAGUUUGAUGAUGUGCUGAUAAUGUGCUGACGAAAGUAGGUGAAGCAGGUGAGAGGAGCUAGGAUGGGGACUAGGCUAUCGAUUGGUAUGCUGCAGUAACUUUUAUGUGCAAGUCUCAGAACAAUUAUCACACCAAACACCUCAUUAACUUCUUUAAGGUGAUUUCUAUACUAACUCGUGUUGAUCAAAUAACCAUUCCUAUCACUGCAGUAAAAGAAGUGGUGAUGGAGUGGUUCAACCGGGAAAAAAUGAGUGGAAGUCCCGGGGUGACAGCACCAAUAAAAAUAACCCUGUACGCAUGUAUCCUUGGCCUCGGCCAAGGUGCAUCUGAUGACUAUGUCAUCAAGAUGGCGCCAAACAAAUGCUAUCUAAGAUGCUUUCAGAAGCUGCCUUCCAGCCAAAAAUCUAUUAUUUGAAAGACUUCAAAUAUAUUGUUGUGGAAUUUUUUUUUAUCUAUUUUAAGUUGCCAUUACUGUAAAAAAAAGUUAUUUUGCAAAUAGUUACUAGAGAUCCUACUGUAUGUGAAAAUCUAUUGAUGGAGACUAAGUGAUUGUGAUGUAAAUUAUUAUGUAAUUUUUUUUACAACCAUUGAAAGCUAUUUGUGGAGGUGUUUAACCUUGGCCUAAAUAUGUAUAAAUUAUAUUGACUUUUGUGGUGUCUUGUGUCACUCAUAUUUUGCCCUUUAUUUAGCAAACAGUGAAUUCUGUCAUACUAUUAGCAAAAAUGUAAUCACAAAUUUUGAAAACAAAAGGUUAGCUUAUAAACAAAGAUAAUUACUGGAUAGUUUCAAAUAUUCAGCAUUUGAGUAACUAAUCCUCCUAGAUAUGCAGCUCCUACUCCAUGUUUUGAGGAAGAACAGCUGCAAGUAACCAAUACAUUAUCUUUCCUAAAAUCUGCAUGCUUACUCAUAGCCAGUGGUGGACAAGCCCUUCAGGCAUUUGGACAAUACCCACUGGGCAGGUGCAUUCACUUGCUAAUAUGCUGGUAUGAGGGCUGACUGUAACUACAGGCUAGUCUUGCAAUUCCUGCCCAGUAAAGACACCACUUUAUAUAGCCAUACAAUAGGAGAGUUUGGCCAACUUCAUCACAGGUGCCAUGUUGUUACCAAAAACCGUGCAAAAUUGAAACUGAUGCUUGUACAAUAAUGUUUUUUGUGGUCUUUGUACUUCUACGAGACCCUGACCAUACCUAGAGCACAAAAACAAACAAUAGUAUCAGCAUCAAUUUGAAGUUUGUGUGGCUCUUUUGGUAAAACCAUGGUGCCUGUGAUCAAGUUAGCCAAACUCUUAUACGUAUUCCAUGGCUCUGCCAUUAUUAAAAAAACUGUGUUUCACUGUACCAAUACGAACCACAGGAACUUGCAGUUAUUGUUGUUUAUGGCUUAUUAUUAUAUGCAUAAACUGUAGUUUUAGCCUAUCUAAUGAGACAUUGGUUCUCUAUUGCUGCUAAAUAUAGUGACUUAUCCAACUCUAAAGCUUAUUGCAACUUCGCUCCCACUACUUGUGAAUAUCGCUCAGCCUGUUGGUAAAUAUCUCCUAAAAGCUCCUCCCAAUUGUGAGUGAUGUAGGCAAGCCUAAGAGGAUGUUUGUGAGUUACCAUUAGUACUUGGAUAUAUAUUGCUCCUGGAAUGCUCAAUGUUGUGACAUUCACAGCAGACUGUGAAAUUAACGAUCUCCACGCAGUUUCCAAUCAAAAAGGUUAACUAUAGAUUAGAGUUACAAUGCCUCAUGGCAGUAAGUCUCAAAAUUAACUCACCAGUUUUGUCUUAUCCCAAAUCACCUGUUUCAUCUAUCAUGUUUUUUGGUAUUAAGCGCAAAGUGCUAUGUGAUGAAUAGAAAUCCACCCAAAUUUAAUCCACCUUGCCAAAGAUUCAAACACAAAAUUUCAAAUAUGAUUAAAGCAUACUAUCACUACGCAACUAGGCUCCCUUUAAAGUAUGUGAUAAAUUACUCAGUUAUGUCCUCAUCUGACUGCUAUUUUGUGUUAUUAGAUGAGAGCUAUCUGACUUUGGGGCAUAAAAAGGGAUAUUUAGUCAGAUAGCAGAUAUGCAUUUGAAUGUACUCCACUACAGCAGAAUCUCUUGACAGAUAGAUCUGGUCAGAAAGAUGCUAGAAACUGAAUGGCCUUUCGUGUGUGUGAGGGUGACUGCAAAUGAUUAUAAUUACUCUGGACUUGUGUAAUUAUAGCUGAGUGAAGUCAUAGUGUUAGAUAUAACUUUUCCUUGCUUGCCUAAUAGUCUAAGUUAUAUAAUACAGCAUAGUUAUUUUAUAUAAAAAAAAUCAGUGAUAUAAAUUGCAUUUAUAGAAUUAGACACCAUACUCAUAGUUAUAGCUUUCAUGCACUGUGAUUCUUAUUGAUAAAUCUUGAUGAGAAUUUGGUGACUGCUACAAACAGAGGCUUCACCAGAAAACCAGAAAGUAUAUGGAAAUGGAUUUUCCAUGCCUACACUAAUAUAUAGACCUUGGUAUUAACCCUUUCACUACGGCUGGGCCAAAACAGCACCCCGCGCCGUAUCCGAGAUUGCCGCGUGCGCCAAAUUUCAAAUGUCGCUAUUGAAUAAAACAUGUUUUCAGCCAUAAACUCAACAUAAUCAUCAUGUAUUAUAUAUGAAAACAUGCAGAAUUAAAUGGUGCACAUAAAGAAACAAGUUAAUUGAUAAUUUUGAGAUGUAAGCAUAAAUAUAAAGAGAUGAAAUAACUCGUAUACUGGCUAAAGCGAGCCAGGACGCAGUAUGCGCGUCCUCGGAUAUGGUACAGCGCACGUAAGGAUGCAGUAUACGAGUCCUCGUGUUGAAGGGGUUAAGGAUAACCACACCAUCAGUGGCAAACAAAAACUAAAUACUGAGGCUUUGUAUCAUUUACAUAUUCAGUUAAUUUUAAGUCUAUAUAAAUCUCAUAAUGUCCUCCUUUUGUGUUGAAUUUAAGAACAGAAAAAUCUUAACAUUUCCAUUUUCUUCCAUUCUACCAUGUUUUGAAGGUCAUUUAUACAAUACUUUUUACCUAUUUUUUGCUUGAACAAAAGCACAUUAUGACAUUUAUGGAUAUAGUUGCAUUACUGAUUUAUUUUCUUCCUGACUUCAUCACUAAAAUAAAGAUUUAUGCAGGAACAUCUCAUUAGAAAUACAAAGGCCUGCUGCCAUCUCUUUAUAAGUUGUUAACAUUUUGCAAGUGAAUCAUUUACUUCUUGCUUUCUAUUCUAAAACUAGUACUUAUCUACUUGCAUAUAUCUACUUGUGCUGGCCACACCCAGAAUUACCUAAUGUUAUAAUUAUUUUGAUAUGAUGGUGUUACAUGUGAAUAAUGUGGUUUAUUUGAUAUCAACAAUAGUGACAUGGGGAAAUGUCUGGAGCAAUAUUUCUAAAACUAGCUCCCCCCCAAAAAAAAGUGUGAUUCUGCAAAGAACCAAAUUCAUGGGGUUGGAUGUUAAUGCUCCAAUAUAUUUAAAAUUAUGAAAUAUGAUUCAAAACAGAAACAGGUAAAAUAUAAAAUGCCCUAAGAGUGUAGCAAUAUUGUCUAUUCAUACAAUACUGAAAGCAUAUUGAACACAUACUCUAUCUGAAAAUUGAAUCUAAGAAUUUAAUUAUGGAUGCUGCUAACAUUAAGAAAAAUAAUUGUGCUUGAUGCUAAGUCAGUAAUUUCAGGAUUAAGAUGAGUGUUUGGGAAUUAUUUUAAGAGUCUCUGAUGCUAAAUUCCACCUUUAGUGCAUCAUGCAUCAUAUCAAUGAGUGGAGUGAGGCAAGGAGGGAGUGUAUGAAUAGAGAAAGAUGGAAACUCUUCUGCCGUGGCCAUCCCCUGGUGGGAGCUCCUAGGAGCAGUUGUUGAUGAGAUAAUGAUCUAAAUUUUAAUCUCAUAAUAUAAAACGAUAAGAGUACCUGAUAAUACAACUAUCUAUUCCUUUUGGGAAAGUAAAGGUUCUGUAUUGCAAGGACAAUGUACCAAGCUACUUUCGUUGGAAAGGCACAAUUAUCAUUUUCUUUUGCAAGACUUGUGUCAGAACUUGCUUUAACCUGGAAAUUGAUAUGAUGUGAUGUGAAGGAUGAUGGACAAGGGUAAUGUCCCUUUCCUCCAGGAAAAGUGGUAAUGAUCUCUUAUAUAAAAAAAAAAGUGCCACCUAAGUGUUAUUACAAAAUAGGUUUAUAAGAGUUAUACAUAUUACAGUAUCUCAGCCUGACGGAAAAUUAUUAAAACCUUGAAAAAUGGUAUUAGUAUAAUAAUGCUGACUACGAUCUAGAAAAUACAAUUAUACAAGUGUUCCCUGGAGGAACACUUUGAGCCUGAUGCUUUCUUCACUAUUUAUCUCUGAAUGUCUGGAACAUAUAAUUAACAUUUGAUAAAUGUAGCUGCUUGUGCCUUCCGAGUUACCUAUUUUCAUAACGUUAAUUUGUUGAAAGUUUUACACUUGUGAACCGGCUGUAAAUUUCUAAUUUCUGGUUUUAAAAGAACUAAUGUACUGUGAGUAAUGUUUAAUGUGAUUUGGUCUCACUUUUCAUUUAUAUUUUCUUUCCCACUCCACUUUAUACAUUAGGGUAUGCUACAACGACCUUAAUUUAUCCAGAAUGUCAUUUGUAAGAGCACUUUUUCUACCAUACAUUAAAAUGUGUACUUAAGGGUAAUCAAUUCCAGCCCCACAGCCAAGACCUAAGUUGCCUCAUAACAGAGUAAAAAUGAUUAUUAAUGUGCCCAUCUCAUUUCCUACCUUAUGAACUAUUUUGUUGUCAUUUAUGCUUUUUACCAACCUUGAAACCUUUUUGAAAUUCAUAGUAGACAGUGUAGAGAUGAAAACGACUAUCAAAGAAGCUAUUAAUGUACAAAUCAGUGAGGCCGUGGGCGGUGAUGUAGUCAAAGCGUCUGGCGGCAGCCCAAACCAUUCUUUGGCUCACCACAUCUAAAUUCCAAAAUAAGUGUUCACUCUCAUACAGGAAGAUUUUGACCCUACUCAACCUUCCUUAUACACACUAAGACAGGUGAAUGUAGGGAUUAGGGGAUAUCAGCUCCCCUUGCUCCUUUUUUUAAUUUUCACAUUUCGUCACUUUGGGCUUCUCCGCUGCUUGGGUUUGCAAUCUCAUUUCAAUACUAUUUUCAUAAUUAUUUUCAUCCUUUUGUUGUUUCUACAGUUUUCUAAAAUGUUUGAAGGUUAGGAAAGACAUAUAUGACAAGUAUUUUACCAUCAUGUGUGCCAAAGUGUGCAAUGAGAGGCUAGCUGGAACUCAUUUGGGACAGGGAGGGGGCUUAGAAGCCUAGAAAGGGGGCCUCAUGAAUGUGGGGAGGGACAAGCAGGGAAAGAGGAGAAUAAGCUGCUAAGCUUAGAAAUUCUCCAUUGAUUUAGCUAAACCAUGCUCAACACUUAGAUCAUCCAAAAUAUAUCUUCUACUUUCUGACUCGGAAAUUAUUUUCUUAACCCUUUCAUGCACCACGAUGCGAUUCACGUCAAAACGGAAUUGUCUACAUCAUGACUCGAAUUGCGUCAAAAACUUUAAAAAAUUCACCAAAAUAAAGUAUCUUUCAGAAUUGUGGCAAAUGUUUUUGUGUCAUAGAUCCAAGCUAGACCUAUAAAAUAAACUAAUUGUCAACUCUUUCGUGCCAUUGGCUUUGAAGUGAUAAUUGCCCGUGGUUUAGUUGCCUGUGAGCGUGACUCGUCCCUUUAAAUUUUUUUUUUCAGAGUCAGUAAACUUCGUUAUUUAUUUCCAUUUCUUGAUCAUUUUUCUCCUUCAUAAGGCAGAAAACAAAUGAUAUAUAAUAAUGCCAGGAAAAAAGAAUACUCGUGGGUGAAAUCGAUAACAUAAAAAUUUUCGCCGCACGGUCAGGCCAUUCCGUGAGGCCCCCUAGGGAGCCCCAGACAGUUGUCGCAGUGGAAAGAGAAACUUAUUAAACUUUUGGUGCGUGAAAGGGUUAAUUUCUACGAUAACUUUCUCACUUCAUUUUGCUGACUCAUGGCUAAAAUUAUACUGCACAAUAAGAGGUAAAAUUAAGUUUUCACUGCUAACUAAAGGUGAAUAUAUGCAUACACGUAACUGCAUCACUAAACCUCAGAAACAUAUGAAAAACACGACGCCAACACUCCAUGGACUAAAGGAGUCCUGCAACAGAUAUUCCUUCACGUUCAUUGCAGCAUCUUGAUUUCAUUAAAAAAAGAUGUUCAAUAUAGCAUAAUCUGUAGCAAUGUUUGUUCAUCGUAGCAUACCCUACAGUAUAUCAUACUUACAUUUUUACAUCUCAAUCACAGGAUACGUAUUGCAGAAACACAAGAUAUAUUAUCAAGUAUUUAUACAUGGGAAAAAGAAAUUUAGCCAAAAAUGCAGGAAGUGGUGAGGUUGUGAUAAUGGAAAUUAUUUACAAAGCAUAUCAGCGAGCAGUAUCUGCUGUUUUGGAUGCUCAUUAUUUCUAAAAUUGUUUUUAUAAAAAGUGGCUGAAAACACACACACACACACACACACGCACACACACACACACACACGCACGCACGCACGCACGCACACACACACACACACACACACACACACACACACACACACACACGCACGCACGCACGCACGCACGCACGCACACACGCACACACACACACGGAAGCAACUAUCAAGGAUACCUCGGUGAUGAAUGACAACACUGAAAAAAGCUUGACGAUGGAAUGCCUGAGUGUGCCAACAACAAGCAUUAUAUGAACCACAAAUUCAUGGGCCAGUAUCAACUUUAAUUACAGUGAUAAAGAAGAGAGAAGGAUACUGAUGAAACUUGAGAUUUGAGCAGUAACAUAGUAGUGCUGUAGCACAUAUACUGCUAAUAAAGAAAAUAGCCACCAUGGAGGCAGUUUACUGUUUCUUUCCCUCAUGACUUUACUGAGCGCUCCAAAAUAAUGAAAAUCUGUCUUUAGAAGUUGUAAACCUGUAAUCUGAACUGCUUUGUGAAAACAAGAAACCUGCAGCAUGAAUAACUUAACACUAGAUGAUCUAGUAUUAAUUCAUACUUUAAUUACUAUUAUCAUUAAUAUUAUUAUUAUUAUUACUAUUAUUAUUCUCUUUGUGAUUGUAAUAAUUGUCAUUGUUGUUCUAUUCUCUCAUUAUUUUAUGAUAGUUAUUUAACUUGGUGAUUAUUACUAUAAUAUAAAAUUUAUCAAUUGUGUAUUUAGAGUGGUACAGUUUACAGAAAAUGUUUUACUCUAAUUUAAAAUGUGUAUUCACAAAAAUAACUAGACAAAAAGUAUUGUAAAAGCUCGAUUUAGCAGAAUACUAUUUAUCGGAAAACUUGAUUUUGUGGAAAAUUUUCAUUAAACCAUAGCUGUGCAAUUAAGUGGAAAAUUUUGCUGAAUCAAGAGAGCUUCUGCUAACCACUGCCACCGGGCUCCAGUUGUAGCAUCAGUCUGUUAUUUUUUGGUUCUAGACCUCCUGCAUGCUCCACUGUUUUCAUUGCUUUUUUGUGUGUUGUACACAUAAGUUCCAUACCUUUACUACUACUACUACUAAUUACUACUACUAUUACCACCACUAUACUACUACUACUAUUACUACUACUACAACUAUGAAACAUGUUACUCUAUGACCUUUAUUUCCAAUAAAAACAACAUACAAGAACAGGGGGGGGGCACAGGGCAGUGUUAACCCUUUCCAUCCGUGACUCAGACGUUGGCAUCACAGUAUGGAAUGGGUCGAGAGGAAAUGGAAGAGGAUUAAUCCUUUUCUAAACCUCUCAAUCCUCCUCUAAAUUCCUCUUAAUCCUCUUCCAUUUUCUCUUCAGAGGUUUAGAAGAGGAUUAAGAGGUUUAGAAGAGGACUAACUUUCCAUACGGUGACGCUGUCGGACGCCCGUCGGACGCCGACAUCGGCGUCGCCGGAGUGAAGGGGUUAAGAGGGAUGUGGUGGUCAAAAAUGCAUUCUUUUGAUUUGGUGUAAAAUUCAAUUUUGUGAACUGGUGCUUGGCCUAAAUCGAGCUUCUACAGUUUGCAUAUAUAUAUAUAUAUAUAUAUAUAUCUAUAUAUAUAUAUAUAUAUAUAUAUAUAUAUAUAUAUAUAUAUAUAUAUAUAUAUAUAUAUAUAUAUAUAUAAUUAAACGUUAAGUUUCCUCUCAGUGGCAAGUGUAUGUUUCAUGUUUUAAUGAUAAAAAGUGAGAAACUCCAGUGCCCUAUAGCCUUUAGUUUAUACGAAGUAAAACACACACACACACACGCACGCACACACACACACACACACACACACACACACACACACACACACACACACACACACACACUAGUGCCAGUAUCAUUACCAUUUUAAGAAAACAAUUUCUGAAUAGUUUUAUAGUACAGUUUUUCAAAAUUUUAUAUUGUUUGUAUAGUUUGUAAUAACUUUGUUGCCAUAAGCAUAUUUAUACAACCUUAAAAUGUAUAUAAUAUUUUAAAAAUCAAAUUUUACUUUAUUAUUUUUGACAGUCUUAGCAGUGUUUUAUCAUCAAACUUAAUAGGUAUCUUAAUUAAGAGGUAUGUGUUAAGAUCAACUUAAUGUUCUGCUUUACAAAGUGUAGCAGCUCAACCUUAAUGAAUCAGCCAGGUAUAAUUGUAUAUGGUAGAACAGAAAGAAAAAAAUCACUCAUAUUGAAUAAUAUGCCUUAUUUCCACCUCACUGAAUUCAUAUCCAAUAUGAAAUUAGCAAAGUGACCUUAUCUGUUUUUUUAAGCAUCUCAAUGCCUUCAAUCCCUUCUUACUGUUGUAAUUCCACUGCUAUUCUCACAUGUUCCUACAGGGAGAGAGCAUUACUAUACAUUCACUAAUUGAACAGUUGCUCUUAGAAAACUAAUACUGUAUGCUGUGCUCAAUGGUGUUUUUGCUUCAUCUCACUGGGCUGAGUUCCAUCAAACACCAAAGAUAUACUAUAGUAAGUAGGCAAAUAAUUAUAUUAUAUAGUUUUAGGCUGUGGUGAACACUUACAGAAACACACAAAAAACUUGUAAAAUAGCUUAGCCUAUUUUCUGUACAUUUCCUUUCUAUGUAAUGGUUGUUUUAAUUAUGAAAUGGUGUCAUGUAUAGCUUCUUUAAACUCAUUCUGUAUUACAAUUUCUACUUGAAACUCAUGCUAUUUUUGAUGUCUUAUCAUUUAUGUAGGCAUGUUAUUGUACAUGUGGAAAAAAUAUAUACGAAACAGUAUUUCCUA